AUGAUCAAUAGUGGCAUGCAUUUUGUACAUCCCGCAGAAAUCAUCCCAAUGGAGGAAGAAGCAGAUGACGAUGAAUCAGAGAUUCCUUUUAGCGUUAGCUACUUAACUUUUUUACCAUGCUUCGAUCUGGUUUGCUCCAUUUUUGGAAGAGGUUUAGAAAAUUUCCAUGCCACUGUAUUUUUCUCACUAAUUGCAGCUCUGUCAGUUCUGCCAAAAAAGCUUGAAGCUCAGGGACCAUUUUCGAAUUUUGCUGACCUCAAAACGCGGCCAGCCCAUUUGGCGGCUUUUAUUAAUUAUCUUUUAACAAAUGCCAAUCCAAGCAGCGUGUUUUUCUAUCUGAUUACGGAUGCGUACCAGAAUUCGGGCGCUGGCUCAAAGGAUUUACGAAAAUGGGCUUAUGAAAUAUUUUCCACCUUUCUCAUUCCAAAUUCUCCACUUUGCUGGGGUAGCAUCGACCAGUCCUUAAUUCAAAGCAUCGAUAGGGUGCUAGCAGGGAGCUUGCACGCAGCGGAUAGCGAUAUCGACCAGCUGCGUAGGAUUUUCGUUGCAGCAAGAAAAAAAUCGCUCGACGAUAUCGGCGAAAAUCUUACUGAUUUUCGUCAGAAACGUCUAAUAGGUUUUUUUCUAAUCCUUAUUUUAUGA
Gongylonema pulchrum is the source of this 642-nucleotide messenger RNA. The record is from the annotation of a GenBank genome assembly. NCBI's taxonomy places the organism in Eukaryota, Metazoa, Nematoda, Chromadorea, Rhabditida, Gongylonematidae.